AUGGAUUACUCAUACCUGAACUCCUAUGACUCCUGCAUGGCGGCCAUGGAAGCGUCGGCCUACGCGGACUUCAGCUCCUGCAGUCAGGCCAGCUCCUUCCAGUACAACCCGAUCCGGAGCGGCCCUUUCUCCAACCCUGGCUGCACUCCCCUCAGCACGACCAGCUGCACGCUGGGAGCCCUGCGAGAGCACCAGCCCACACCUUACUCCUCAGUCCCUUACAAGUUCUUCUCGGACCCAUCUGGCCUGAACGAGAAGAGGAAGCAGCGGCGCAUCAGGACCACGUUCACCAGCUCCCAGCUGAAGGAGCUGGAGCGCGUGUUCGCAGAGACGCACUACCCGGACAUCUACACCCGGGAGGAGCUGGCGCUGAAGAUAGACCUGACCGAGGCCCGAGUACAGGUGUGCCAUCAGGCUUUUAAAUCUUCAGCACGACCUGUGUAUCCGCCUAAUGCCCCGUCUUCACCUGUGUAUGUGUGUUUCUGUCAGGUGUGGUUUCAGAACAGACGUGCCAAGUUCCGUAAGCAGGAGCGUGCAGCCAACGCCAAAGCCAACAGCUCUGCUGGCACCACAGGAAGCAGCACCAACAACAGCUCUGGAGGGAAAAAGGGCGGGGAGCCAAGAUCUUCAUCAGAUGAUGAUGAGUCUAAAGAGUCCACCUGUAGCCCCACACCUGACAGCACGGCCUCCCUGCCGGGCUCAGCCAAUGGAAACUUGGGGAGCCCUGCCAGUCUGAGCCCUAGUCCGGCUCCUGCCAACAGCAGCUACACCAACACCUCCAGCUCUCCGGUUCUCCAGGGGCUGAAGCCUCCCAGCUGGUCCAGUCUGGGGCCCUCCAACCCGGCCGUGGCGCAGCCCGCUGCCCAGACUCAGGAGAUUCUGAAGGCCUGGCAGCCAGCGGACAGUAUGACCGGGCCCUUUGCCGGAGUCCUGUCCUCUUUCCACAGAAAACCCAAUCCCACCAUCAAGACGAAUCUGUUCUGA
This is a messenger RNA of Pelmatolapia mariae (spotted tilapia), 984 nucleotides long. It is a transcript of the gene phox2a, whose product is annotated as paired like homeobox 2A. The coding region runs from base 1 to 984 and encodes 327 amino acids. Gene Ontology annotation, biological process: regulation of transcription by RNA polymerase II. NCBI's taxonomy places the organism in Eukaryota, Metazoa, Chordata, Actinopteri, Cichliformes, Cichlidae. Gene Ontology annotation, molecular function: DNA-binding transcription factor activity, RNA polymerase II-specific; RNA polymerase II transcription regulatory region sequence-specific DNA binding. The transcript has 3 exons. The record is from RefSeq and is a predicted model, not a curated record.